This is a messenger RNA of Syngnathus typhle (broad-nosed pipefish), 1320 nucleotides long. RefSeq names its product activating transcription factor 7 interacting protein 2 (gene atf7ip2). Gene Ontology annotation, biological process: regulation of DNA-templated transcription. The transcript is spliced from 11 exons. The coding region runs from base 305 to 1228 and encodes 307 amino acids. Gene Ontology annotation, cellular component: nucleus; transcription regulator complex. Gene Ontology annotation, molecular function: transcription coregulator activity; protein binding. Lineage: Eukaryota; Metazoa; Chordata; Actinopteri; Syngnathiformes; Syngnathidae. The record is from RefSeq and is a predicted model, not a curated record.
GGAAGUGUUGCCACCCGGAAUAAAUAUGAAGUAACACUAAACAAAGCAAAACAGACGCGAUUUUGCAAGAGCGUUUGUAGAUUAACUGUUGUUGUUUUCUUUCUGUGAGAUUUAUGCAUCAUAAAUCCGGUUAAAUUGAAGGGUGCCCAUCUCAAUUACAUGUUGAAAAUUUCAUAUUUUUUUUAAAACGCUAGAAUGCUCACUAUUGGUAACAACACAUCUUGAAAGCGUUGUUUGGGCACUGUGAGUGUAAAGCUGCUAUUUUUUCCUACGUUUUUUUUUUUUUUUUUUAUAAGAUUGAAGAAUGAAGCGAUCGUGUCCCUCUUUAGAUUCUUCUGGAAUCUGUGGAAAAAAUAUAAAAUUAUUCCAAUCUGAAGAUUUAACCAAAAGUGUUCAACAUCUUCAACAUGACCUGGAUUAUGAACGAGCCAUCCAAAAACUUGAGAAACGCUUUGAGAAGAUUUCAAAGAGAGCAGAAAGAGCACUCACCGCCCUGAGAUUAAACAAAAAGAGUUUGCUGCUGCCUUGCGAUGAUGACGACGUCAUUAUGAUAGAUUGCGAUGAUGAAUUGGUGCCACACACUGCAGAAAAAAGCAGCAGAAAAGAGGAAAGAGAAAAUGGGAACAACGACGUCUUGGAUACCACCGAAAUUCAAAAGGAGUUGAAUCAAACAAAAGAAGAUCUACCACAUAUAAUGAACACCCUAACCGAGGAAUGUGAUAGUCAGUCUGCUUCUUCUUCUAAGAGUGAGCCCCCGACUACGCCGAUGAAUGAAGAAUCCAUCUCUAGCUGCCAUGGCAACAACAUCCAGCAGACAAACCCACAGCAGAAUGAUUCUGGGUAUCCUCCUUUGCCCAUUAACCCUUUCCCGGCUAACUUGACCAUGGAGGCGUUGUCGUACAACAUCCCCCAUAAAGUGAGCGUCCAACUGGCUCUUAUCGAAAAUCCCCCCAGCCUCUCAGUGAUGUGGACUGCGGAGGAAAUUAAACUCUCUUUACCACAGAUGCAGAGCUACAGCAUUUACCUAACCAUGGAAAAGGUCAAGGGAAGCGGAAUUUUGCCAGACUGGAAACUGUUGGGCAACGUGCCGGCCAAAUCUCUGCCCAUGUGGGUGACCGUCACUAAGUACAAAAAGGGGCACAAGCUGUGUGUCGUCGUGGUAGGCAAGGACAUUUUUGGCCGCUACGGACCCUAUAGUGACGUUGUAGCUGCAGUCGUUCCCGAGUAGCCCCAGAGAACCUCAUGGAAUCAAAUCUGAAGUACACGUAUAUGUUCUGUUUUUCCUGCACACUAAUAAAGUUUUCACAGUAUCUUUUUAAA